GGGUUGGAAACAGCUGGGAAGUGGGGAAUCUCUUGUAUACAUUUACAUCUUCACUUGGCCUUAUACAAACAGGAUUGCCCAGAACCGGAAUGUGUGGUAGGAGAUCGAGUUCCAGCUCAUACCUAGUUGUUUGGAAUUGGGUUCAAUCCCCUCUGCUAUUCUUUUCAGUUGCAACUCUUAACAUGGAAGAAUUCCAGAUGAAAGAAUACACACCUCCCACAACCAAAAUUCCAUUCCGAAGCGAUAAGAAAUAUCAUGUGUUUCUUAGUUUCAGGGGAAAAGAUGUGAGGAAUACUCUGGUUGAUCGUCUCUUUGAAGCUCUCACUGCUGCAGGACUGCAUGUCUUUUUAGACAGCGAUAAAUUGGAAAAGGGAGAAAUAAUUGGGUUGAGCUUGGAAAGAGCAAUCGAGAGCAGUGCCAUUCGCAUUCCUAUAUUUUCCAGAGGCUAUGCAGAGUCCUCAUGGUGUCUGAAGGAGGCUGCGACAAUGGUGAACACCCAGGGCCUGAUCAUUCCUCUCUUUUAUGACGUGAAUCCAACUCACGUUAGACAUCCUCAAGGGAGCUCCAGUCCGUAUGAUAAGUCAUUUCAAAAACAUUAUAGCCAUUCAGAUCGAUGCCAAAGAGAAGAUAUUGAGUGGUGGAAGUAUGGGCUUCAACAAAUUUGCCCAUGUCUAAAACUGUAUGGGCAUUCCGUUCGACACCCAAGCAAAGAGAUUGACGGAUGGAAGAAUGCCCUCAAAGAGAUUUGUUCGCGUUCAGGAUGGUCCAUGGAUAUAACUGGAGGCUUCGAAGCUCAGCUAGUGAAGACGGUGGUAAAUGACGUGAUUAAGACGUUAGGCAGAGUGCCGUUAGAAGUUGCCAAGCACCCUCUUGGACUGGAAAGUGUGACUGAGGAUCUCAUCCAGAAAUUCAACCUAAAUUCAGAGGGACGUGUAGUUAAAUCUGGAAUAUUGGGUAUUGGUGGUAUUGGAAAAACCACACUUGCCAAGGCCCUGUUCAACCAAGUUUAUGCUCAUUUUGAAGCUGCUUCAUUUGUAUUUAAUGUCCGGGCCACUGCUGCAGACUCCAUAAGCCUAACAAAAUUGCAGAGAAAAAUCCUUAAAGAUUUAUGCAUGUAUAGUGGAAAAGUGUCCAGUGUUGAUGAGGGUAUAUCUUUGUUCAGAGAUCGCUUGGGACGAAAAAGUGUGCUUAUCAUUUUAGAUGAUGUGGAUGCUAUUGAGCAAUCAAAUGCUUUGGUUGGGGAUUGGCUAGCUCCUGGUAGUAGAGUUAUUAUUACUUCUAGAAAUAAGCACAUUCUCAGUGUUGCGGGGGUCCCAUCUGAAUGCAUCCAUGAAAUGAGUGGAUUGCACAUAAAUGAAGCUCUCCAAUUAUUUAGUUGGCAUGCUUUUCUCAGAGCAUCUCCAAAUACCACUCGUGAGGAUAUGUCCAAAAGAAUAGUGGAAGCUUGUAAGGGGCAUCCUCUUUCACUGGAAGUAAUUGGAGCCUUUUUGUAUGAUAAGCAGAAUGACCGAGGCUGCUGGUUGGAAGCCUUUCACAACAUUACUCUCCACCCAGACAUUCAUGAAAGACUCAAAAUCAGUUACAGUGCUCUUCGUAAAGAGGAAAAAGAAAUAUUUCUCGACAUCGCUUGCUUCUUCAUUGGAGAACGCAAAACAUAUCCCAUUAUUUUCUGGAAAUCUUUGUACAAGAUGGUAUUCACAGCUAUAUCUAAUCUUUCCCUGAAGUUGCUGAUAAAGAUUGACGACAAAGGUGUAUUUGAUAUGCAUGACCAUUUGCGGGAUAUGGGGCGAACCAUUGCUGAAAAUGAGGGUACUCGGCUAUGGGAUGCAGUUCAUUUAAGCAUGGGACUAUCCAAUAACAUCAAUUUCUCUCGCCUUCGACUAAAUGGAGGUAAUUCGCAAAGGCUUGAAACGUUGUUCAGACCUGGUUUUCAAUUUCUUCACUUGAAGAAUCUGCUCAUUGAUGGCAUCACGGAAGACACGCCAACCAUGUUUCCUUCAAGCUUGAUAUGGUUAAGGUUGGAAAAGUGUAGGUUUGCAAUACAUCAGCCAUUUCGUUUCAGUCAUGUGGCGAACAUUUUGCAAUUGAGGCUAAUGCAAGUACACCUUGAUAUUUCCAACUUCUUCCAAUAUUCACUUUCUGACAUUCUUGGCAAACUGUCACAGCUGCAGCAUUUAGAUUUGAGUAGAUGUACAAAUUUAACCAAGCUCCUUGCUAUUAUUGGCAACUUAUCACAGCUGCAUCAUUUAAAUUUGAGAUCGUGUACAAAAUUAAAUAACCUCUCUGAGGUCAUUGGCAAACUAUCACAGCUGCAGCAUUUAGAUUUGAGUGGGUGUGUAUAUUUAAAUAAUCUUCCUGAUACAAUUGGUAAUUUAUCACAGUUGCAGCAUUUAGACUUGAGUGGGUGUGAUUAUUUAAACCUCCCUGAUACCAUUGGCGAUCUAUCAGAUUUGCAUCAUUUAUACUUGAGUGGAUGUGAAUAUUUAAAGAACCUUCCUAAUACCUUUGGCAACCUAUCACAACUGCAGCAUUUAUAUUUGAGUGGGUGUGUAUAUUUAAAUAACCUUCCUGAUACCAUAGGCAACCUAUCACAGCUGCAACAUUUAGACUUGAGUGGUUGUGAAUAUUUAAAUAGCCUCCCUGAUACCACUGGCAACCUAUCACAGCUGCAGCAUUUAGACUUGAUUAUUUAUACAAAAUUAAAUAACCUUCCUCAUACCAUUGGCAAUCUAUUGGAGCUCCAACAUUUGGACUUGAGUAGAUGUACAAAUUUCAGUAACCUCCCUCAUACCAUUGGAAAUGUAUCACAAUUGCAGCAUUUAAACUUAAGUAGGUGUACAAAAUUGAAUCACCUCCCUGAUAUUAUUGGCAAUCUAUCACAAUUGCAACAUUUAGACUUGAAUAUGUGUAGAAAAUUAAAUAACAUGCCUGAUACCAUUGGCAACCUAUCACAGCUACAUCAUUUAGACUUGAAUGGGUGUGAACAUUUGAAUAAUCUUCCUGAUACCAUUGGUAACCUAUCACAGUUGCCUCAUUUAGAGUUGACAUGGUGUAUAAAAUUAAAUGAUCUCCCUGAUACUAUUGGUGGCUUAACACUGCUACAACAUCUAGACUUGAAUCAGUGUAGAAAUUUAAAUAACCUCCCUGAUAGCAUUGGCAACCUAUCACAGCUACGACAUUUAGAUUUGAAAGGAUGUAGGAAGUUAAAUAAUCUCCCUGAUAUGAUUGGAAAUCUAUGAAAGCUGCAGCAUUUAUAUUUGACUGGGUGUACAAAAUUAAAUAACCUCCCUGAUGCCAUUGGUAAUCUACUACAACUGCAAUAUUUAAAUUUGACUUGGUGUACAAAUUUAAAUAACAUCCCCCAUACCAUUGGUAACCUAUCACAACUGCAACAUUUAAACUUAAGUUAUUGUGAAAAAUUAAAUGACUUUCCUGAUAGCAUUGACAACUUAUCAUAGCUGCAACAUUUAGACUUGAGUUGGUGCACAAAACUAGGCAACCUUCAUUCCACCAUUCACAACCUUCACAGCUGCAAUUAUUCUUUGGAUGGUGUACAAAAAAAUAUAAGAAAUGCCCUUGCAUCGGGGGUAUGAAUUCAGUAUGGAUUGGCGAAGAAGAUCUGUAGCUGUACAGGGCCAACAGUGAACAAGAACGAAUGACUUGUUCUUCCUGGCACUGGUGGGAAAGAGAGAUUGAAGGUUUUGAAGUUCGGAGAUUAAACUCUAGUUUUUUUUUAUGAUCAAUGAUUACUGAAAUUUCUGCAGAUGAAUACUUCAUCGAUGAAAGGUUUGCUUUCCUUGUAAUGGGCUGUAUAUCCACUGCAUGCAUAUAUUAUUUGGAAGAUUGGUGUCGUAAUUGGUUCUCCAUUACGAAUAGCUGGGAGACUUGCUUGUCAGAAGCAGACACAAGUGGCAUCAACCCUGUUCUAUGCAUGUUCUUCUAGCUCCAAUCGGGCCUUCUCUCUCCACGGUUGCUGC
Messenger RNA from Cryptomeria japonica (Japanese cedar), 3977 nucleotides. RefSeq names its product disease resistance protein RPV1-like. The coding region runs from base 90 to 3239 and encodes 1049 amino acids. The transcript has 6 exons. NCBI's taxonomy places the organism in Eukaryota, Viridiplantae, Streptophyta, Pinopsida, Cupressales, Cupressaceae. Gene Ontology annotation, molecular function: ADP binding. Gene Ontology annotation, biological process: signal transduction; defense response. The record is from RefSeq and is a predicted model, not a curated record.